Messenger RNA from Paramuricea clavata, 11180 nucleotides. The record is from the annotation of a GenBank genome assembly. NCBI's taxonomy places the organism in Eukaryota, Metazoa, Cnidaria, Anthozoa, Malacalcyonacea, Plexauridae.
AUGGUUGUGCCGGUCCUGGUAUAUGGCUGUGAAACGUGGAAAAUGAAUAAAGGAGAUAGAAAAAUGAUAGACGUCUUCAACAACAAAUGUCUUCGAAGGAUAAUGAAAGUGCGGUGGGAAGACCAUGUGUCUACAGAGGAACUCUUGAAGCAGGCAAACUGCAGAUCGCUAAGCAGCGACGUGAAGCAGAGGAAAUGGAAGAUGAUUGGACACAUUUUACGGCAAGACAGAUAUAAUCUCAUGAAUGUGGUUAUGACCUGGGCACCAGAAGGGAAACGCCAAAAACAACAUGGCGCAGGACAGUGGAGAAAGAAAGGAUCGAGGCUGGAUGGAGAUCAUGAGACGAGGCGAGAGUGACUGCUGUGGACAGGACGAAAUGGAGGAAAGCUGCUGAGGCCUUAUGUGCCACCUAGGGCGCGAAGGAGACAGGUAACAGGUAACAGGUAACAUGUAAAUGUGUCAAUCAUCAUCAUUAAUUAUUACAAAAUGCAAAGUGGGCGGAAGGCGAUUUUGACAACAUUUUCAUCAGACCUACUUGUCGCCCUUUCCGUCGACCCGCGAAUUUUAGGGCGGGCGAAACGUAGAUCUGUUUAGAAGCUAAAUAUAGGCCAAACGUAUGGCAAUUUCCCUGCACUUUGGCGUUAAUGGAACAAUUUUUAUUCACGAGUCUAAUCAGGUUAAAGGCCCUAGAUCGUGAUUAAAUUAGGCCCCAGUUACACGAUACCGAAUUCGCAUCGGAGCGACAUCAAAUGUUAUUGCUUCGAGGUGAAUUUGACACUUAAAAUUAUAAUCGAUAAUAUAACAUAAUUAAACAAAAGGUUCAAAUAUAAAAAGUUGUAAAAGUAGAGAAGACUGGAUGAACAGACUAAAUUGAUGUCGCUCCGAUAGCUACGAAUCCGGUAUCGUGCAACUGGGGCCUAAAUAGCUACGAAAUCUUCUUGUUGCUGUGCAAGGAGCGCCUAAACCCUAAGCGUGAACGCGAUUCAUUGGACUCCUGUGGAGGUCAAAAGAGUCCAUUAGACUGUCCGUUACGUACUCGUUCGGUCAUUCCUACAACUGAUCAUACCCAAUCACACGAUCUAUUUCACACAGAAUGCGUACGGCAGUUCUUCACUGGCAGCAACCUUGGUGUUUCAUAACUCUACGUUCGAUCGUGAAGCGAUCGAAGUCUUGGAGAUCGUGGCUUCAGCACGGCUCUUAGUGUUGGCAGUAGAAUCAUCUUGCUGGCUGUGAAUUUGUCGUUGUUAAAUCUUGUUCGGGAGGCUGUACCGCAUGGCGAACUUGUGCAGCCAUAUAUGUUGAAAGUAUGCGAGGACUCGCUGCAUGCGGCGCAGGACCCGCUUUGCAUGUGAUACCAUUUCUCACGUGUAAGCGUCCUGUUGCCAACUGACACUCUUACAUAAUUAGUUUAGUCUUUUUUAAUACUAAUGACGUCAUCAUGAGGGAUCAUGAAUAUUCAAUGAUGUUUGAAUACCUACAACUUACAAUGUCAUUGCAUACACAUAAUUAAUUGUUUAAAAUCCCAAAAUCACAAUAACGGUGUACUAUUUAUAUACCUGACGAUAAUACAAUUUGCUUUAAAAUAUCUGUCAAUAGGAGAUUUUUGCACUUAAUCGACUCUAAAAGGAAACGCAUGAGGUUUGCCCGUUUCGGUUAUUUUCUGUUUGGUUGCAAAUGCACGCGAUCUAGGCAAAAACUAUACUUUUUCAAGUUAUCAUAUAUACUAUAUACUCCAGCCAGAUAUACCCGCUUUCAUGCAUGUACAUACCGGUCAGGAAGUGGAAUUUGCAAAAGCAAGCAAUAAUUUGAUUUUCAUCUAUAUCAUAACAAAUGAUCUGCAUAAGUAUAGGUUGCUUUAUAGGUCGAUUUAGGUCGCAUUAGCAAAAUGAUAUUCACUAACAUAACCCGAGCAAUUAGAUCUUGGAUUUUGACGAAAGAAGAUUUCAUUAAUGAAUAUAAUGCAGGUCAACUAUUAGUUAAUUAACAUGCACCGAAGGACGUAAACGAACGUAUAUUCAGUUAUGUAAAUUUGCAAACCUAAGGAAUUGAAUUCUGAUUGGCUCCACAUGUAAUAUGUGUAAAUGAGACCAUAUAUAUAUAUAUAUAUAUAUAUAUAUAUAUAUAUAUAUAUAUAUAUAUAUAUAUAUAUAUAUAUAUAUAUAUAUAUAUAUAUAUAUAUAUAUUGGCUAUAAGAUUUCUUCAGACAUAAAAAUACACAAAGUAUAUUUUCCAAACGUUUCGCCUUUUACGGCUUCUUCAGUGGAAUGUUUUUUACAAUAAUAUUUCCUCCUAUUUAUAUGAAACUAAUUAAAAUACUAAAUUUACAAUGAGUAUGCUGAUGUGUAUAAAAAAUAUGCAAAACAUGCAAUUGAUUUAUUGUCCUAAUGUUAAUAGAUUAAAAUAAUUCAAACAUGCAACUGAUUUAUUGUCCCAUAGUUUAAAGUACUGUACAAUGUUAAUAGAUUAAAAUAGUUCAAACACUAAUUGUUCUACCAGUACAACCGUUCAUCAAGUCUCCAGAAUGUUUUUGUAUUUCAAAUGCUUCGACGUAUUUCCUCUCCCCGUCGUUCACGAUAUUAGCAUGUAAAAUCUUCCACUUUAUUGUAGGUAACUUUGAUUUCUUGUGCGAUUCCAAAUGUUUAUAAAUCGUUUGCUUUUCCAUUGUCAAGUGUUCUUUGAUCCGUGAUCCAAUUGUUCGCCCGGUCUCCCCAAUGUAAACAAUUCCACAUAUUGAACAUUCGAUUUUGUAAACUACAUUCUUCUUAAGGCAAAGGUUCGGUUUAAAAGACAACUUGCACGUUUCACAUUCGCCCUGGCAGUUCUGUUUGGUCUUUGGUGGAGCAAAAACUUUAGAAAGGGGUUGAACGUUGGUAAAAUGUAAUCUUAUAUUCGGUAUUCGUGAUCGCUUUACUACCCUUAUAGGCUGUCGUUUAAAUUCUUCGUUGAUAAAUGGUAGCUUUACAUAGGUAAAUUGCUGUUGUUCUAAUUCCUCCGGUUCGUUAUCUUGCUUGUUAUGCCGUUGUCUGUUUUUAUGAAUCGUUCUUCUAAUUAUGGAUUUAAUGAAUGUUUUGGGAUAUCCAUUGGCAGUGAAUAACUCCGUAAUGAGAUUAAGUGACUUCUUUUGUGUUGUGGAAUCAGUUGAACAAUUAAUAGCCCUGUUUACUUCCCCAGUUACUAUAACUCGUUUAGAGGAUAUUGACCCGUGGCUGUCCCAUGGUGUAAUGCAUUGACUGUGAAUUGGUUUUAUGUAGAAGGUUGUAGUGAAUAUUCGAGUAUCGGGGUUCCAAGUAACGAGGGUAUCCAAAAAAGAUAAUUGGUUGUUAUUUGGCAUUUCAAGUGUGAAUUUGAUUGCACUGUUUAGGUUAUUGGCUAAUGUUAAAAGCUUUUGUCCUGAAAGGUCUAUACAUGACAGGAAAGCAAAAUAAUCGUCGAUAAAUCGCUUGAGAGUGACAAAUCCAUUAGACUUAAGUAAAAUUUGAUUGUCGAGUCGUUCAUAUAUAUAGUCGCUAAAAUGGGGGCCAAGUUGUUCCCAAUAGCCAAACGGCUCAAUAUCCUCUAAACGAGUUAUAGUAACUGGGGAAGUAAACAGGGCUAUUAAUUGUUCAACUGAUUCCACAACACAAAAGAAGUCACUUAAUCUCAUUACGGAGUUAUUCACUGCCAAUGGAUAUCCCAAAACAUUCAUUGAAUCCAUAAUUAGAAGAACGAUUCAUAAAAACAGACAACGGCAUAACAAGCAAGAUAACGAACUAGAACGGAGGAAUUAGAACGACAGCAAUUUACCUAUAUAAAGCUACCAUUUAUCAACGAAGAAUUUAAACGACAGCCUAUAAGGGUAGUAAAGCGAUCACGAAUACCGAAUAUAAGAUUACAUUUUACCAACGGUCAACCCCUUUCUAAAGUUUUUGCUCCACCAAAGACCAAACAGAACUGCCAAGGCGAAUGUGAAACGUGCAAGUUGUCUUCUAAACCGAACCUUUGCCUUAAGAAGAAUGUAGUUUACAAAAUCGAAUGUUCAAUAUGUGGAAUUGUUUACAUUGGGGAGACCGGGCGAACAAUUGGAUCACGGAUCAAAGAACACUUGACAAUGGAAAAGCAAACGGUUUAUAAACAUUUGGAAUCCCACAAGAAAUCAAAGUUACCUCAAUAAAGUGGAAGAUUUUACAUGCUAAUAUCGUGAACGACGGGGAGCGGAAAUACGUCGAAGCAUUUGAAAUACAAAAACAUUCUGGAGACAUGAUGAACGGUUGUACUGGUAGAACAAUUAGUGUUUGAACUAUUUUAAUCUAUUAACAUUGUACAGUACUUUAAACUAUGGGACAAUAAAUCAGUUGCAUGUUUGAAUUCUUUUUAUCUAUUAACAUUAUAUAGUAUUUUAAACUACAGGACAAUAAAUCAAUUGCAUGUUUUGCAUAUUUUUUAUAUACAUUAGCAUACUCAUUGUAAAUUUAGUAUUUUAAUUAGUUUCAUAUAAAUAGGAGGAAAUAUUAUUGUAAAAAACAUUCCACUGAAGAAGCCGUAAAAGGCGAAACGUUUGGAAAAUAUACUUUGUGUAUUUUUAUGUCUGAAGAAAUCUUAUAGCCAAGUUCAUAGACUAUCAUAGACUAUAUAUAUAUAUAUAUAUAUAAAUAUAUAUCUAUGAAUGGGUGUAUAUAUAAUAUAUAUAUAUAUAUAUAUAUAUAUAUAUAUAUAUAUAUAUAUAUAUAUAUAUAUAUAUAUAUAUAUAUUCGGAUUCGCUGGUCACAACAUCUUCUUUUGCCGUUACGGAGCAAUGGUUAGUAUCAAAUGCUUAUUAGUUUGACAGAAUUAGCAUGUUUAUUUGGGUCUCUGAGAUUAAAAAUCUUCACAGCCUUUCGAUACCUACAAAAUUUGACCCACUCCGAUACCAAUCCGGUAUAGUGUAAACGGGGCAAAAGUUUAAAUCGUUAAAUGCAUGCUAAAGUUACCAUCUGCAGUAAACGUAAGAAAUUGAAACUGAAAGGUACAAACUUUUAUAUAAUUGAAGAUUUAACUAAGUUUAAUAUGACUCCAUUUAAAAUCCAUCGGAUAUUUCGAGUUUUAGUUUACUAGGUUAGGGAUGGCAUAUCUUGCGUGCUAGUUUUUCAGGGAAUGCAUGAGCAACACUCCCGAGUUAUAACAUCUCAUGCUUGCAAAUAUCGCGUUUACGUUCCGUACGUAAGGAAUCGUAUGUAAAUCACCAACAUGCCCACGGCAAACUUUCAUGCGAAUAAAUUAUGUCAAACGCUACCAAUCGUUUAGCCAAUAAAUCCCGUUUUCCAUUCACGUAUUUCGCCGCCACUGGCGAAAAAUUUUGACAAAGAAAUAAUUUUAUUACAUUCAUUCGCCGCUGAAGAAAUUUGUUCUUCUGCUACAGUUGCUUAAAAUUUUCAACUUCUGUUUGACCUUUCGUUGACGGCGCGAAAGAACAACAAAUGAACUUUUUCGGUGGAGAAACUUUCGGCGAAAUACGUGAGUGGAAAACGGGCUUAAGAGCUCCCAAUUCUACGGUUGAGAACGGAUUGAGUGCUGUCAGCCAAUAGUGAAAUUUAGUUUUGACGAUUGUUUCGUUCAGUAUAACGAGGCUUUAUGUUCGUUUAUGUGCUUCAGUGCAUGUUAACUAUUAGUUAUCAUGUUAUUAUCAAUCCCGAAAUAUUUUAUACACCCUAUACAUGUAGGCGAAAGCUAAAAGAAGUACGAAGUAGGAACCAAAUUGGCUAUCACUUAGUCUUAGAUUCUACAUUUGGAUAAGUAACUGUACAGUUGAUUAUAUACAGAAUUUUUUCCAUAAUUUUGCAUAUUUCGGAACUGAAUCUAGUUCCUUCGAUAUCAGUGUAUUUUAUGAUAUGAUUAUUUUGUGUGUGUUGGUGUUAUGUACUCAGGUGAAUAUGAGGUUUUUUAUGUAACUCUGAGUGCGCAUCCACACCGGGAAGCUGAAAAGUUAGCUUAACUACGGUGGGAAUCGAACGCGCGACUUUUGGGAUACUAGUUGGCAGAGCAUAAUUGGACUGGUAUCCCAAAGGUCGCGGGUUCGAUUCCCACCUGGGCCAAGCUAACUUUUCAGCUUGCCUGGUGUGGAUGAUCACAAACAUCAUGCUUCAUACCGCUAUUUCAAUUAAGGUUGUCCCCCAAGCAAAGCGGAAAAGUCGAAUCAUUCGACUGAUGAUGUUUGUGAUCAUCCACACCGGGCAAGCUGAAAAGUUAGCAUAGCCCAGGUGGGAAUCGAACCCGCGACCUUUGGGAUACCAGUCCAAUUAUGCUCUGCCAACUAGUAUCCCAAAGGUCGCGUGACGAGCGCAAAAGGAUGCUUGGGAAUUGCUAGCCUGCGUGGCAGGCCUAUAUAAUAUAGGCCUGCAACAAUCUCAAGGAAAUUUGGUACAUCGGGGCCGUGAGCGGACUCAAAAAUUAUAUUGGUUGAAAUCAUAAUGUAUGCCAAAAUACGCAUCAAUCACUGUGGCGCAAUGUUUAUACGCUAUCAAUAAAAGCGUAUAUUAGCGUAUAUUUUUGAAAGAGUGCUGUGAAUUUGGGUUUUAAACUUUAAACUGAACAGCUGGAAAUCGUUGAGAUGUUUUGGUAGGUUUUCUCAUUGGAUAUCUGCCUUGACAAGUCGAAGAGCAUAUAUGGAUACAAACCCAUGCGCGUGUUGGUAUUUCUCUACUAAUGAUACAGUAGCUAUACCCGAUCAAUUUGAAAAUACUGAUUUUGACAAAUUAUGUAUCCUAUUAAAUACAUGUCGCCUUAUGUAUUUAUGAAACUUACUACUCGAUCUACAAACGUUGCUUUUAUCGGUUAUUGUAAGUUUUACAGCAGGCGACAAACUACAGUGCAAUUUAGCUUGUAUUGUGAUAUAUUUUUGUAGUUAAGAGUUUGUUAUUGUCAAUUUGUAAACGUUUAACUGUUCAGCCGUGAGCUGUUGCAAUUUAGAAACAUAUAUUCGCUCAUAUAGCUGGUCAUAAUAUGUAUGAUUUUGAAAUUUGUUGUAAUGUUUGGACCUAAGAUGGUAUUGUCUUCCAUUUAAAUUAAUAUAAUAUAUAUUUUUGGACCACAAUGUAAAAUACUGGUUUACCAGUAAUUUGUGUAAUCCUGUAAAAAAGUUCAUAAAGUUCAUAAGUUCAUAUAAAUCAUAUAUUUGAGUUCCGUUCAUUAUUAAUACGGAAAAUAGUCUGUUGAGUAACGACAUCUAAACUGCAGUAUCAAGUCAAAAUGUUUUGUUCUAGUGAAUUGUAUCACAUACUAAUGUACCAAACGGACAUCGCCGGUGUAAAUUCUGUUUUAUUUAUUCCAAAAGUAAUUUAAACUGCCAAUUUUUUAAAAGUUUGAAUUCUCGAGCCACUCUAUAUGAACUACUAGAAAAUACAUGCAUGCAGAAACCCUCGCCUUGCUGACAAAACCAAUAUUGUAUUUUCCGAACAUGAAGUUCUAAAGUAGUUGUCAUGGUAACACGAUAAUUUUUUAAGAGUAUUCUUACAAAUGAAAAAUCGCCUAAAAAUAUCACAUUUAAUUACAAAAUUAUUAAUUUCCCAACAUAAAUAUAAGUUAGGUAUGUUUUUAUACGUAAUAUAAGCCUCAAUUUAAGGUAAAAUUCAACCACAAACGCUUCGCAAAACGUUUUAAAGUCACUAGUGUUCUUUAUAAAACUAAACUGCCUUUUAAAAUGGCUUUAUCGAUAAACUUUGAGUUAGCAAUAAAAUGAUUUCAAAUUCUGGCUUGCAAAUAACUUAGUGCUUUCUUUUUUAUUUAGAAAUUCAAUAUCAUAAAAAAGGGAAUCAAUAUUAAAGAUACACUAAAAUUAUAUGCUGUUUGUUUAGUUGUUUCAUAUACGCAAAGGCCGUCGGGUUUUAAAGCCAUUAUAAAAUCAAUAUUUAAAACAAACUUACCUUCGUUAACGGCGGCUCCCUUCUUUUAGACGAUUCUUUCGCAGUUUCAUUUUGAGAGAGCUUUUGAAAUUUACAAAAUCUUGAAAAAAUGCGAGCAAAAUGAAAUAUAUUUGCAAGAAAUUUAUCAAUCAUCAAAUCAAGAAAUGUUUGCUAUUUCGCUGUCGUGAUACAUUCGUGCCAGUCGUUAUAAUGCAAAAUUUAAAUUGGACCAAUCAGUGUCCGCUAUUCAUGAAAUCCGCCAUAUUUUUGAGAUCAGUGAGGAUGACCACCCAUCGUUGGUCACCCACGCCCGCGAUAUUUGAUGAACUUUAGACUCCCCUAAUGUUUUCGUUUCCCCGGGUGUAAAUAGCCGGGGGGAAUUAGUACCCUCGCAAGGCGCUUCGCGCCGUCGGCUCGGGGACAAUAGUAAUAAAUUAAAGUACAUUUAUAGUUAUUACUCACACUGCAUCAUGCACACGAAUUUCAGAAAAUAUGAUUGGUUGGAUUGGAAAUAAAUUAUCACAGUAAUUAUUGGGCGGUUAUCAAAUUUCCUUGAGAUUGUUGCAGGCUCUCAUUUACCCACUGAGCCUAUCACGCAGGCUAGCGAAUCACUAAUAAAUGAAUGAAUUUAUUAGCGAUUCUCAGCCGCCUUUCGCGCUCGUAUUCGACUUUUCCGCUUUGCUCGGGGGACAGCCUUAAAUAUUAGCCUGGAACAGGCUCUCAAGCUGAAUCGAGACCAGGCAUCGAUGAUAUACAAUUUUGAAUAUCUGCCCCGUAGCGUUCGUUUUUCCAAAUAUGGAAUUUCUGUCCUUAUAUGGUGUUGUUUACAGCUUUCGUGCAAACUAAAUUUAGACCGUGCAAACUAAAUUUAGACCGUACAGUUUACACUGUUUUCGAAAUAUAAGAUAUUCAAGCAAAAGUUCAAAUGUUUUAAAUACUGUUUUCUCAAAACAGAACAUUUUGUGCUUUGACAAAAGUGCAUAUGACAUGAAAUUUUUUGUUUUCUUAAAUGAAGGAACUCUUUAAGCUGUAAGAUAACUUAUUUUUCAGUUUCUUUGUUUUUAUGGUAUGUUCCCGAGAUAUUUCAGCACUGGUCGGUUGAAAUGACCUUACACCCCCCCCCCCUGAAGAAUUCCCUUGCAAUUUAAUGAAGAAUUCCAUUGCAAUUUAAUACGAUACUUGUUAUUGUUGAGCAAACUGCCAGGCAAACUGUAAACUUCAAGGAUCAAUAUUUUCGAACAAGCCAGCGCGCUCUUCUUUAGUGAUAUACUUGUACAACACGGAUUUUUUAAAGUUGCAUAUUUCCAUAGUCCUAUCGGUUAGUCCACGUUCCGUGGUGCGUCUGGUUAUACGGAAAUCAAGCGACCUGCCUGAAAUUUACAUACAAACGUGCUCCUGCUGAAACCACAACUGACUCGCGUGACGUCACAAAUAAUGCUCGUCCCAGACUUCAAGCAAUUAAAUAUUCCGACGGCCAUGUGCCAAGUAAAAUCGCAAUAUAAGCAGGUUCAAGUGGCUCUAAAAUUUUUCCUUUUUAACCAAAAACAAAUUUUUUUCGCGAAACUACUACACUCAUAGCAUACUUUUAGUCAGCCGAAAGUCAAUUUUGGGGUUACGAGCACUUUAAUCGAAUGCAUUUGUUGUGUUUCUGAGUCUAGUUGAUGCGAUUGCUUUACGUUUUCGUCGUACUUGAACGGUCGUCAGUACUCGCACUGGAUGACAUGGCCAUAUAGGACAUAAAUAACUACAAGGCUAGCCACUUAUAUACUCUCCGACAUCGAGUUCUAUAUCUCGCCUCAAAAUCGUUGCAGAGCAAUAAAUUUCACAUCGCCUAAUAGUAUGAACGUUCCUCUUUCGAAAGAACUUUGUUUGUUCACCAUUGCUGCAAUUCCCGCGACACACGACGAACUUUGUUUGUCUAAAAUUCAAAAUUAAUUAAAUUUUCGACAGAACCGUUCACUACAUGAUCGUUGCCACGAGUGCGGCUCACAACCUGGCCUCAUCGUUCGAAAACACUCCGCCAGGGGGGAAGGAUCUGCACUGGAAUGAGGGAGCUUUCAAAACAACACGAUAAAAAACACGAUAUAAAUAGAAAUGAUUUCUCUAUCAUCCGUAUUCGACAAUAAACAAGUUUCGAAUCAGUCCUAUUUUUAGAAAGCGUGAGAAAAUUAGAAAUAUCUUGUUUAAUAUGAACUUUUCCUUACAUAUUUUUUAGAACAAAAACGUUAUUUACUUAUUAUAUUUUACAUUUAGCUUUUGUCAAUCAUACCAAUCUUUUUAAAGUAUUGAACUUCACUUCGUUCAACCGUAUGUCUUAUUGUUUAUAUCGUGUUUUUUAUCGUGUUGUUUUGAAAGCUGGCCCCCUCAUUCCAGUGCAGAUCCUUCCCCCCUGGCGGAGUGUGUUCGAACGAGGAGGCCAGGUUGCUGAGCCACUCUCGUGGGCCGUGGCAACGACCAUGUACUGAACGGUUCUGUCGAAAAUUUAAUUUUGAGUUUUAGACAAACAAAGUUCGUCGUGUGUCGCGGGAAUUGCCGCAAUGGUGAACAAACCAAGUUCUUUCGAAAGAGGAACGUUCAUAUUAUUAGCUAGGCGAUGUGAAAUUUAUUGCUCUGUGACGAUUUUGAGGCGAGAUAUUGGACUCGAUGUCGGAGAGUAUAUCAGAUAAGUGGCUAGCCUUGUAGUUAUUUAUGUCCUAUAUGGCCAUGUCGUCAAGUGCGAGUACUGACGAAAACGUAAAGCAAUCGCAUUAACUAGACUCAGAAACACAACAAAUGCAUUCUAUUAACAAGUGAAAUAUAUUUUUUACAUAUAUUGUCAAUAUUUUUUGAAUUAUUUUGUUAUUUUAAAAUAUUAUAACGGCUAAAUAUUCAAAAUAUAUAGGACGUUCAGAGAUUGGGCCGCCAGUGGUAAAAACCCGAUAUUUUGAAAAAUUCGAAAUAAAUAUUUGUACUUGUCGUAUUCAAACGAAACUUUCUACAUAAAAGCGCUUGAAUACAACGAAUAUUUCACUGCUAUUGACUUGGGCGAAUGCUGAAGAGUUUAGAAGAUAUUCAAGUUUUUCUCGAUAUGAACUACAAAAUGUUUGGCCAAACGGUGAGUAAAUAUACGAUGUUUCGGUUUUGUGUGUAAUGUUAUGACGGCAUUUGACCCCCCGUUUGAAAGAUUAAUUUACGAGGAUUUCAACGGUGGUUUUCGUUUUAAAUUAAGGGAGGUAAAUACUUACCGACAUAUUUUAAAUGUUCUCCUCUCCAAAGUCGAAAUAUGUAAUAUGACCGGAUGAGAAUGAGUUAAUUGAAAUAGCUGUAUACGUUGGCGACAGAGUCAAA